UUGAUUAUUCCUUUUUGGCCUGCACAAAGUUGGUUUUCUUUGCUAAUACCAAUGUUAAUUUCUUUGCCAGUUAGACUGCCUCAACACAAAGAUUUAGUUAUGAUGCCGCAUACAGGAGAAUGCCAUCCAUUAAGGAAGAGACUAAAUUUAACCGUGUGUAUUGUAUCCGGAAAUCGCUUAUUGAUAGAGGAUUUUCAGAAUCAUCUGCAGAUGUCAUCAUUGCAUCUUGGAGACCUUCUACAAUCAAGCAAUACCAAUAUUCUUGGAGAAAAUUUGUUAUUUGGUGUGUUCAAAGGAAAACCAAUUCCUUUCGACCAUCUGAAAAGGAUGUAAUAGAUUAUUUGAAUUUUUUGAAAGACAGUAACUUUUCGUAUUCAGUGUUAAAUACUACUCGGUCUAUGUUGACACAGACUUUAUCCUUUUUUGGAGUAGAUGUUACUAAAUUUGUUUUUGUUGACCGUAUGUUGAAAGGUUGUUUUAACCUGAAUCCGCCAAGAGCGAGAUACUCUUUCACUUGGGAUGUGAAUUUAGUGCUAACUUUUUUAAGUUCUUUAUAUCCAUUGGAGGAUUUAACAUUGAAGACUUUGACUUUUAAACUUGUGUCUUUAGUUGCCUUGACUACAGCUGCUAGGGCACAAUCUAUAUCAGCUCUGGAUUUACAUUUUAUGUCUUUUAGUCAAAGACAAGGCACUAUAGUUUUUCAUAUACAGGAACUUUUGAAAACUACUAGACCUGGUUUCAGUCUGCCUAAUGUGGUGUUCAAGCGUUUUGAUAAACCAGAACUUUGUGUUGUUAAGACAAUGAUUAAUUAUGUUUUGCGUACAAAAGAUGUCAGGAAGACAUCUAGUUUGUUUAUUUCUUAUGCAACUUUUCGUAAAGUUUCAACUUCUACAUUAUCUAGAUGGUUAAAGACAGUUCUACUUUUAGCAGGCAUUGAUAUCAACAUUUUUAAGGCUCACUCAUUUAGAUGUGCCUCUACUUCAGCUGCAUUAGCUUCAGGAUGUUCUAUUAAAGACAUUAUGGUAACAGCUAACUGGACAUGUGCUAAAACAUUUUAUAAGUUCUAUUACAGGGAAUUGAAUAAUACUGGCACUAAGGACUUUUCUUCUGCCGUAAUUACUGGAUGAUCUUGUGAUUGUUUAUGCUCAAUUAAAUGUUGCAUUUGUAUGAUUUUUGGUUUUAGUUUGUGUCUACACUUUAAACAAGCUAAUUCAUUACUUGAGACCGA
Molecule: messenger RNA, 1228 nt
Organism: Mytilus californianus (California mussel)
Lineage: Eukaryota; Metazoa; Mollusca; Bivalvia; Mytilida; Mytilidae
Exons: 1
Coding region: 120-1127 (335 amino acids)
Biological process (GO): DNA integration; DNA recombination
Molecular function (GO): DNA binding
Source: RefSeq, a predicted model, not a curated record